Molecule: messenger RNA, 597 nt
Organism: Botrytis fragariae
Lineage: Eukaryota; Fungi; Ascomycota; Leotiomycetes; Helotiales; Sclerotiniaceae
Exons: 1
Coding region: 1-597 (198 amino acids)
Source: RefSeq, a predicted model, not a curated record
AUGUCGAGCAUCGAAGAACAGAUCAACGAUGAAUACCGCGUCGCACAUCUGCUGUGCGCAGCAAUCAAUUCGCAACUGGAGCUCGAGAAAGCCACGGAAAAAUUGAUUAAAAACGUGUAUAAAGAUUUAAGAAGAAUGGAAGCUGCUGGUUGCUCAAGUGAAGAUUGGAACGUAAUGUUUGACAUUGCGCAGCAAUUAGUUGAUACUUUUGGAAUGUUGACUGUUGAUGAGAGUCACAUAUCCACGAUUGAGGAGAGAGAGGCCGUUGUCGAAGUCGAGAAAGAAGUCAUAGAUGGAAAGCAGCCGGAGGAAGAUAUUGAAGAAUACCUCGAAGUAUUAUUGAAGGAGAUACAUCCCAAUUUGGAUCAGAUUAGGGCUGCUGCUAGCUUAGAGAAGCAGGAACUACACGAUGUAUUUGGUUUGGCAAAGCAAAUUCCCGAGUCUCUUAAGUUUACGUUUGACGGGAAAGUGAAAAAAGCAACUAUUGAGGAAAAGGAGGACGAUAGAGUAAAGAAGAAUAAAAAGAAGAAUAGGAAGGGGGGAACGAGAAAACAUAAGAGAAAUAGAGGAGCUUCAUGUCUCUCGAUGAAGAAGUGA